Trametes versicolor FP-101664 SS1 is the source of this 753-nucleotide messenger RNA. Its product is annotated as coatomer protein. Bases 111 to 668 code for a protein of 185 amino acids. The transcript is spliced from 4 exons. Lineage: Eukaryota; Fungi; Basidiomycota; Agaricomycetes; Polyporales; Polyporaceae. The record is from RefSeq and is a predicted model, not a curated record. Gene Ontology annotation, biological process: intracellular protein transport; retrograde vesicle-mediated transport, Golgi to endoplasmic reticulum; intra-Golgi vesicle-mediated transport. Gene Ontology annotation, cellular component: COPI vesicle coat.
CUCUUCGCGUUCUCUUCGCUGCUGUACAGUCUCUGCUCAUCGUCUUGAACAUUUCUCGUGAACGGGAGAACUGCUGCGAGGGUCCCAAACUUUGGUGCAACCGAAUCAUCAUGAACUUGUCCCUUUACACAGUCACAGCUUUCCUCAUAAUCGACACGGACGGCCACAGAGUACUGGCGAAGUACUACCACCCCAAGGGUCACCCCAAUGGCGAGUCGAAGAAGUUGACGACGUUGAAAGAGCAGCGGGCAUUUGAGAAGGGGCUCUUCCAGAAAACGAAGAAAGCAGGAGGCGACAUCAUCUUGUACGACUCACACCUCGCGGUGUACAAGCACUCGUUGGACCUCAUCUUCUACAUCAUCGGCGACCCCCAGGAGAACGAGCUCAUGCUGCACUCCGCGCUCGUCGCGUUCUCCGACGCCGUCCACAUGCUCCUCCGCAACCAGGUCGAGAAGCGUGGCGUGCUGGAGAACCUGGACAUCGUCCUCUUGUGCUUGGACGAGACCAUUGAUGACGGCGUGAUCGUGGAGACGGACUCGACGACGAUUGCGUCGCGCGUGAGCAGGCCAAAGGCGGACACGUCGGACAUAGUCAUCAACGAGCAGACGCUCCUGAACGCAUACCAAACCGUGAAGGAGAAGAUGCAGCAACGGAUAGGACAGCUCUAGGGAGCACAUGUUGUAUUUUAUCAGAUAUCCCUUUCAUCGGUUGUGAGCCCGACUUGCGACCCCGCUUCUAAAACAUCAUUCUGGC